Molecule: messenger RNA, 1783 nt
Organism: Paramecium pentaurelia
Lineage: Eukaryota; Ciliophora; Oligohymenophorea; Peniculida; Parameciidae
Source: the annotation of a GenBank genome assembly
AUGCAUUACUCAUUCCAGUAUCAAAAAUUGAAUGAACUCUUCCUUGCUAGUGGAGAAUCAUCUUAAAAAUUUAAAUCUACCGACUAGUACGAAUAUGUUGAUUUUUAGGAUGUAUCGCAAAUUAGGUGAUGAUUUCGAAUAUAUGUUGAUGAAACUUUUGGGAACAGAUUUUGAUAAGUUCAAUUUAAUAGAAUAAUUGAAUUUGAAUAAUCAAUCAUAAAUGCAAGAUCAAAAUUUAGUAGUAACAAUUCCAAUUUUAUUUCAUCCAACCUUAUAUGGUGUUUCUAUGGAUAUUAUUUACAGGCCAAAGAAAAUAUGCUUAAAAAGCUACUUAACAAAAACGGAUUCCUCUCCAUUAUAUGCUUCAGAUAAAGUAUAAUAUAGGAUUUAAUUCAUAAAUAGAAUAUAAUAAAUUUGAUAAGUUUCUACGCUUUGAAAUAGAAUGAUAAACUAAUUAAUGGUUCUUUAAGUAUAGACCCAUUGACAGGAUUAUUUUAAUAUAAAACAUUGGUUGUAAUAUCUUUAUAUGAACAAAUAAAUUUAAGUGAAAACUUUUUGGAAAGCUUGAAACUUAAUAUUAAAUAACAUAAAGAAGUUAUGCAAAUUUAAGCCCCUAUUAUUCUUUAUUAAAUGAAUAAAAUAACAUUUAAAGAAUUUAAGAGAUUUGCAAAUGAAGAGUCAGUUGAAAAUAAAGAGAAAAAUAUCGAUUAAAUAAGAAAGAUUUUUGAAAAGUAAUGUAGUAUAUCAAUUCAUAAAUAGAUAGUUGAAUAAAGAGAUGACUUAGGAAGAAAAAGAAAAUUUCUUGGAUUGUCCUAAGCCAAAUAAUUUACCUUUACUAACCAAGAUUAAGAUUCAAAAUAUAUCUGAUGAUCCUAUUAAAUAAUGGAAAGAGUAAUCUCUAAUUACAUCUGGAGGUUAUUCUGAAAUACGUAAAAUAUAGUUAGGUACAUAUGAUAAAUCAUAUCUUAGCAUAUAGUAUAAAGGAUGAUUAAACAUAUACAAGGGCUUUAGCAAUAAAAACAGAUAAAUCACCCAAUAAUUAUAGAAAAGUUAAUCAUGAACUAAAUAUAUUAAAGAAUUUAUCUGAAACUAGAGAGAAAGGCAUAGGAGAGGCAUAUAUUGUUACAAGUUAUUAUGAUGAAAAUUUGAAAGACUGUUAUUUUAUGGAAUUUUACAAUAAUGGAUCUUUAGAACAAUAUGCUAAUUCUAAAGCUAUAGUUUUAAGUUUAAGAACAAAAUUAUUUAUAUUGGCUGGAAUUAUAAAUGGAAUUGAUUUUCUUCAUUACAAAUAAAUAGCUCAUUUGGAUUUAAAAAUGGGGAAUAUAUUAAUUUAAAAAUAAUUAAUCCCUAAAAUAUGUGAUUUUGGUGAAGCUAAAUUUUUUUAACAAUUGGAUCAAGAUAAAAGUGUUUUUUCUCGUUCUUUGCCUUAUGCAGCCCCAGAAUUAUAUAAUAAAAAUGAAAUAACUCCAGCAUUCGAUAUAUUCUCAUAUGGAAUUUUAAUGUGCAAUUUAAUUUUUGAAUAAUUUCCUUUUGUAAUCUUCCCCAUUUAUGAUAGGAUUAUAAUCCAAAUGAUUUAUAUAAUUUAGCAGAAAGAUAUAGAAAUAAUACAUAUGCAAUUAAACGAAAUUUGAUAAAACAAACAAAAUAUGGACCAAAAAAGAUAAUGAAGAUAAUACUAUAGCUAAUUGUACAUUGUUUAUAAUCUGAUCCAAAAUUAAGACCUAAACCAAAAUGGAUAUUAGCAAUAUUAUGGAAGAUGAUCAAUUUUUUAGACAGCUUUUGA